AUGAAGUUUAGCUCUACACUGGGCCUCCUGGCCCUCGCCGGCGGAGCGUCAGCAUCGUCUAAUUUAGCUGCAGCUGCAGCUCAGAGCCAGUUUGCUGCAAAUACCACUGUAGUCCCCAACACAUUCCUCAUUGAGCUGCAGAUGGACUUUCAUCCUGGCCUGCAGCCCAAAGAAAAGUUUGCAAAGACAGCUCCGGGCAGCAAAGCCGGAUAUCAUGUUCGUCAGCAGUAUAACAGCACCGAGCAUUUCUUUGGCGUCUCGGUUGCCUUUGACCAAGACGUUGAUCUCGCCACUCUAAAGAAGACGGCUGGCGUGAAGAAUGCUUGGAGCGUCACCGUCGUGCCUCGCCCUGUCCCCUAUCAACAGCUGACGGGCUCGCCAGUGUCGAAAGAUGGACAGGACAGCCUGCCCAAUUACAGAGGCAGCGGGAGGGUCAAUGAGCCACUGGCAAUGGCCGGCGUAGACAAGCUCCACAAACAAGGCAUCAAGGGCAAAGGAGUGCAGAUUGCCAUAAUCGAUACCGGCGUCGACUAUAACCAUCCUUCCUUGGGUGGAGGAUUCGGCCCAGGUUACAAGAUUGCUCUGGGAUACGACUUUGUGGGAGACGACUAUACCGGCCUCAACUCCCCUGUGCCGGAUCCUGAUCCCCUGGCCACAUGUGAUGGUGGAGGACAUGGGACUCACACGGCUGGUAUUGUCGGCAUGGAGGAUGCCGACAAUGAGGGAUUUGGAUUAGUGGGUGUGGCUCCUGAAGCAACUAUUGCAGCGUAUCGUAUUUUUGGGUGCAGUGAGGGGAGCAGCACUACCACUGAUGUUAUCAUUGCGGCGAUGCUCAGGGCUGUGCAAGAUGGCGCAGAUGUUGUGUCCAUGUCCCUUGGAGGAGGUAACGGAUGGGAACUAGACAAUCCAUUCAACGACGUCGUCACCCAGCUGUUCAAUAGUGGCGUAGCCGUUGUGGCUGCCAUUGGCAACGUCGGUAUCGAAGGGCUAUACUGGCCUCAGUCUCCUGGCCUGUCCCACGACGCACUAUCUGUGGCUUCGGUUGAGAACGCCGUCUUCCCCGUGGCAUAUACCGCUCACGACGACCAGCAAAACGCCCUCGACUAUAUAUCUGUAUUUCCCGCAACCAACCUGGGCCGCCAGCAGAUCUACACGUUGGGGACAGGUCUUGGAGUACCUCCCGAUCCUACCAUCUCGAGUGGAUGCGAUGCGUCGGUAUGGGCCUCUUUGCAAUCGGCUACGAAUCAAGGCAUUAUUAACUGGAACAACACCAUCUUGUUAGUCUCAGUGACUGAAUCGUGUGUAUCCUUAUUCAAUAAUUGGGGCGAAGCAGCUGCGAUCGGCGUCAAGACAAUGAUGGUCUAUGUUGCAGACGAUGAGCAGCUAAACGCGAGUCCACUCGAUGGCGUGCAGAUGGUGUAUUUGAACCAUGAAAACUCGCAAAAGCUCAUCGAUAUUUUCGACAACCUACCCGCCGACCAGGCCUCUUAUUAUCUGACAUUUGACGGCGACAAGGCCAAGGACGUGUCGAACAAGCUCGGAGCAACAGUGGAUGCCUUCUCCAGCUAUGGUCCCACCGUCGAGAUGACACUCGCGCCCAAGAUUUCCUCUCCUGGAGGCAACAUCCUCUCCACCUGGCCCCUGGAGGGAGGCGGCUAUGCCCUUUUGUCGGGUACUUCGAUGGCCACCCCUUUCGUCGCCGCAAGUGCCGCACUGCUCAAAUCCCAGCAGCCACACCUCGGCGUUUCAGAGCUCUAUGCACGACUGAUGGCCACUGCUAAGCCGCUCAAGGAGUUUGGCCUGCCGCUUGUUGCCUCUACGGCUCGACAGGGCGGUGGCUUAGUCGACGCGUAUUCCGCCGUCCAUGCGGACACUGUCAUUUCCCCUUCUGAGAUCGACCUGCGGGAUUCCGCAUUGCCGGCUCCACAGACGAUCACCAUCAUAAAUCAAUCCAAGGGGAAGAAGACAUACCAGAUAGGGCACAUCCCAGCGGCCUUUACCAGGGUCUAUUACAACUAUCUGGCCGGCGGUCCGGAUAUUCCAAGGAAUGGAAGUAUCUACCCCUUAGAAAUUGAUGCCUCAGCCGAGUUUUCUCAGUCGUCUCUGACACUUGAGGCCGGACAGUCGGCCACAUUCGAGGCUCAGAUUACUCCGCAGGAAGACAAAUGGCCGUAUUCAAUGCCCGUGUACGCCGGCUUUGUCAAGGUGUCUUCUGACAAUGAGACGUAUUCAAUUCCGUACAUUGGUGUGCCUACUAAUCGAGCAGAGGUUGGCCCUAUUAUGGUGAAUGCAACACCGCCAGGUUCACCAUCUUCUCCGGCCGUAUACAAAUUCCAAAUAACCAAUCCCGGUGGCCAGGCGACUAAGCCGAAUAUCGAUACGUAUAAUAUUACCGGUAGCCCGGACGAUGCUCUCCCAUUGGUCGAUAUCUCUACUGGACUGCCCUCUCGGCUCGUCCGCUUAGAACUCGUAUCGGCAAACACAUCCUUUGUCCCAUCGAUAUAUGGCUUCGACCCCAACGUUACUAUUGACUAUCAGCCGCCGGCUCUAGCUACUCAAUCCGGUUAUCUUGGCGAACCCAGCUAUGGAAUCGUCUCUGCAUCCACAAUGGACCCUGUCGCCAGUAAUAGUCCCAUCAAGCAAGGCACUACGUUUAACUUGUUUGUAUCUGGUCUCAUUGAAUCCCCCACCUUGACAAGCGACAACAACACCUCGAUCCAGCUAGUUUCUGGAGAUUACCGGCCGCUUUUCCGGGCCUUGAAAUGGAACGGUGAUGAGACGAAUCCUGCUGAUUACCAGUCGUGGCUGGGACCAGUCCUAAGAUUGAACGUUACAAGUUCUUGA
Trichoderma atroviride IMI 206040 is the source of this 2844-nucleotide messenger RNA. RefSeq lists its product as uncharacterized. Gene Ontology annotation, cellular component: cell wall; membrane. NCBI's taxonomy places the organism in Eukaryota, Fungi, Ascomycota, Sordariomycetes, Hypocreales, Hypocreaceae. The record is from RefSeq and is a predicted model, not a curated record. Gene Ontology annotation, biological process: proteolysis. Gene Ontology annotation, molecular function: serine-type endopeptidase activity.